Messenger RNA from Gregarina niphandrodes, 4794 nucleotides. Its product is annotated as TBC domain protein. Bases 1 to 4794 code for a protein of 1597 amino acids. The record is from RefSeq and is a predicted model, not a curated record. Lineage: Eukaryota; Apicomplexa; Conoidasida; Eugregarinorida; Gregarinidae. The transcript is spliced from 2 exons.
AUGUUUUUAGAUCAGGCUGAGGAUGGCGAACUCAGCAGCAAUGAGAUAUUAGAUCUGAGAAAAGUGCGAAGUAGCCUUUUGGAGGAGGAGGAGGAGGAGCUGCCGUUGGGUGCUGAUGAGACGUUCCCUCCGGCGCCGAUUCGUUCGUUUACGGCGACUUGUAUGGGUGGGGAGAGUUCGCCACCGGCUGCGCAGAGUGCAACUCCAGAGCCGUUGAUCCCUGGAUCGAAGCGAGCCGCACCUAAUCGGGUGGAAUUACCGGUGGUGCCGUUGACGUUAAUGUCAUUGCCGGUCGACGUGGUGACGAAGGGCGUGUGUCCGUUUCUGGACCUGCGGGACUUGUGGCAUUUGGCCUCCAUGAACUGCGCGGCUGGCGUGUUGCUGCGGCAUGUGCCAGAGGCACUCAGUGUUGCCGAUUAUGAUCGUAUUAACGGCGUAAGCGCGGGUGCGGUCAAUGUUAAGGGGACCGAAAUCUGGGGUGUGCAACAACGUUCGACCGCGACCGGCUGUGCGGUAGAUCUGGGACACACGCUUUGUGUGAAACAGGCUGUACGAGGCGGGGUAGCCCCGCGUCUACGACACCGCCUCUACUACCACUUAAUCCGACUGAGCAACGAAGAUCCUGACUUCAUCGACGCGGUUGCACAGGAGGUCGCCCGCCGAAGCAACGGCGAUAACACGGUCUUUAAGUCUCCUUACCGCGCCUUCGUCCACACCCAUUCAGAACGCUGCCAAUUCAUCGACCACGUCGCACCCCUCAUCCAAGACCAACUCGAACUACUUGAAAAUCAACUACAGGAAGAGGGCGCAGAUGCGGAGGGACACGAAGGCAGAUCGGAAGGAGCCCAACCGGAAGAGUUGCGGACCACCGCUAAUCCGAAACGGUCGCCGGGGCCGGGAAUUGAAGUCCGGGACGACACCAAAGAAGAAGGUGGGGACGACGAUGUGUGCAGCAGUCAACAGGUGACCAGUGGACAAGUGACCAGUGGACAAGUGACCAGUGGACAGGUGACUAGCCGACAACUAGUCGGAAGACUGUUGAGUGGUAGAGCGGGUGUGAGAUCGGGCGACGAUGAGUCAGAAAACGGGACGGAUUCGGUCUCUGAUUCGGAGGCUGCGCCUCUUCGAACGGAGGGAGAGUCAUCGUCGGCUUGCUUCGUGUCGCCGGAAGAGGUGAGUCAGUGCACACCAAUUCUUUACCGAAUACACUCUGACCGAACGGACGAGGUGACGGACUUGGAGCGGUAUCAGAGCCCCUUCAGCACGAGCACUGGAGUCCCGGUGGGAGCUGGGAAUGUGCCGCGGUUUCCUCAGCCAUCUGGAGGCACUGGGUACCGUCUGGGUUAUGGUUUACGAACUGGUUGCUGCACCCCAAACAAGUCACCAGUCAACGAUCGACGGUGUGGUGGUGAUGAUCGACGGUGUGGUGGUGAUGAGCGUUCUAGUGGUCAUCAAGGUUGUGGUCAUGAGACAGGAUCAGGUGGUAACGGAUCAGGUGGUAACGGAUCAGGUGGUAACGGAUCAGGUGGUAACGGAUCAGGUGGUAACGGAUCAGGUGGUAACGGAUCAGGUGGUGGCCGAGGACUGAGUUUGUUAGAGAAUGUUGCGCUACUACGAAGGGCAUCAGUAUUAACACGGGAGGUGGCACCGCACCACGGUAGCGAGGAGGCGGGUCGAUUAUAUUCAUUUCUAGUAUCUGAGGCAACUGUGAGUGCAAAUUUAGCGGACUUGAUAGACCGUGAUUUGGAUCGUACCUUUCCGAGUCACCCAUUGUUCCGUUGCAGUUUAGGUGAGCACAUGAAGAGUGCGAUGCGUGAUAUUUUAUUAGCUGUGGCAGUGGUGGAGCCCGGAUUGGGAUACUGUCAGGGAUUCAACUUUAUGGCUGCCACAUUGUUGAUUGAAUUGGUAUGUCCAGUUACAGCGUUUUGGACUCUGAUCUUUCUAUUACGGAGACGUGGUUUAGCGGGGUUGUUUAACCCUUCGUUGUCGGCGAUGAGUUUAAAGUUAAUGCAAUUACGUGAGAUGUUACGACUCUAUAUUCCGGAGACAUAUAUUUCGUUACGACGAGCAGGUGUUCAAUCUGAUCUUCUUUGUCACCAAAGUUUGAUUACAUCUCUAACCUACUUCUUACAUCCCUCUGUCGUGAUCCAGUUCUGGGAUGGCGUUGUACUUGGCGGCUUCCGCGUAUUCCUUGUUGCCACUCUGGCUAUCAUCUUCCUUCUUGAUCGUGAUCUACACUCAACUUUCGCUCAUCCUGAACUCGAUGGACAUCGUCCCGAUGACGAAGCAUUACAGUUCGUACAGAGCAAACGUCUCAAACUCUGUCUCCUGCACCGUGAAUCCGCCGCUGGUCGGGAAUUCCUCGCACAGCUUGUACACGCCUUCCUAGAAUUCUAUCCCAAAUGCACCUCCCAGCUACUCUCCCGUCUCGCCGCCAUCUCUCUCGUCACAACCGUCAAAGACGUCGUCCAGGAACUCAACCUCUCUAUCCACUCGCCCGACAAAAGCUAUCUACGAAACCCUCCCUCCCAUCCUACCAGAGAACACUUGAUGAAAGACAACUCCGCCCACCACCUGGCCAAGGAUACGCAACACCCAACCAGUCCCCGGACGGCGGCGGCCAAGCAUUACCAUCGCGAGCCGGAGACCGAGAAUCGACUCCUGGACGACUGCAACGCUGCCGCUCGGACGCACCGCGUCCGGGCCGACCCCAUUCAGACGGACGUCGCUUCAGGGGACGCUGGUGUGGUAGUUCCCUCGACUAGUCGACCCGGGACGGGCGAGUUCCUUCCCGUAAUUCAGCCGCCAUACCUCCUGGUCCCGCGGUUGCCUCGGUUCAAACAGGAUGACCGCGAGGAGACGGUUCAGCGCGGCAUGUUGGUGCAUUUCAUGAGUUCCGUAGAGAACGCGGAAGGCUUCCGGUUUACCUACAAGCCUUUGACACCCGUGGAGUUGGAGGCUGAGCGUCGCGCCGAGACGGAGCAACGCCAGCUGGCGAGUGGCGGAACCGCCAGCAACGCAACCGGUUACGGACAAGUCGCCGGUUCGAAUCCAGGCGGAGCCCGGUUGUUAUCACCUCGGCCGAGGCGUGGGCACCCGGCCAAGUUGACGUGGUCAUUGUUGAUUCCGGAGCACUCCAGCAUCAACCCGAAUGAGAUUAAGUUGGUGAGUGGGGGCGGCCGGUUGCGCGCUAGCAGUUUCUACAUGAUCAUGGAAGCGCGUUAUUAUCUUGAUGAUGAACGUGUGCCGCUCGUUGCAAGUUGGGAUAAGGCGUACCUUUGCGCCAGUGAACGCGCAGAUGCACUUACCGCAUACCUCCUUCGGCGGCGCCGCCCUCGCCGUGAGACUCAACGCCUUGGGGCCGUUUGUUGGUCCGACCUCGGACUCUACCUGGACGCCAUCGAGCUUAAUAGCACGCGGCACACUGCCGAACAAGACAGCCUCAGAGCUGCACGGCUGGGCGUAGGCCCAGGCGGCGGGCUACCGCUAGCUGGGUCGGGAGACUUGGACAGUGGAUUUCCUGUAGGUUUCCCGAAGAGCCAGGACGAAAACAGCGCGCGGACGAAAGUCAACGUGGAGUGCUCCGGAGUAGAUGGUGGGGAAGUGCAGAGCCAGGAGCGCGAGUUGGAGAGCAGGUCGUUUUCGGCUUUGCCGCGGUUCCACAGCCAUUUGGGGAGCGAGAGCUCAGCGGAACCCGGAGGUCGGUUGCAUUUGGGCGUAGGCAUUACGACGAAGAGCAUGAUGACGAGGCACCGGCUUCGCCAGACUAGUCUGCCGAGCGGUCCCAGGGGUGGUCCUGAAGUUGGUAGCGGUAUGGGUGCUCCUCAAGUUGGUCCUGGUGGUGGAGGUAUAGGUAGUGAUUUCGGUAGUGGUGAGCUGAAUGUGACGGUGGAUGAUAACUUGGUGUUAUUAAAGGAGGAGGCGAAGAGAUUGUUGGAGUGGUUGAAGCAGCAUGAUUGUACAUUCAGUACGACCACGGAGCAAGGUUAUGUAAUAAUACCAUUGCGUGUGGUUAUGACUUUAGUGCAGGCUUUUCGUGAACAGAAUCGUCAACUUGCGCGUGAUCGAGCACACUUUGAGAACAAAGUGCGAGUGCUCGAUAGACAAGUGAAUACUCUAAUCCGUCAGAUCGAUCGUCUGCGUCAACGACACGCACAACAACUCCGCAUUGUCGCCCAACUUGAGCACGAUCUCUACGAUCAACUUAACGCAGACAAAUUUCUUAAGACACCCAAAGUCAAAACCCCUUGGAAAAGACUACUUGCCGGAUUGAAAAAUAAUAGACCGCAUACCUCUGCCGCUCAUACCUCAACCAUUCAUACCUCGGCCGUUGAUGAUGUACCCGAUACCAAGAGUGAAGGCUCCGUCGAACGAAUGCAAACCGAUUUUAGUCCCGCUAUAUCCGUUUGCAAAACCGACUUCGGCGAAAUCAAAACAAAAACUCAUACGAGCAUUGGCCGCACCUACGAAAGACAAAAGGGUAAGUUGGAUGAACAGACCACCAAGUUGGCGGCCUGCGAGGAAGCGCUCUCGGAGCACAUCGCCGUCAAGUCUGCAUUGAGUCAAACCUACCAUGACAUGGAGGUGGUACAACAGCUAGAGGAACUAGACGUGGUGGAGCUGCUGUUAAGGAAAUGCUGUGCCUGGCAGCGGGGCCCUUUGCCCUUGACACUAUUGAUGCAGUCCGGAGUGGUCACGCAAGACAGCUCCAUCCUUUCGGAUUGCCCAGAAGCUUACAGCACGCUGGUGUCCCUGCCGCCCAUAAUCCCUCAACUCCAAUGCAUUUUUAAGUAG